AUGUUAGCAUUUGAAUAUAUUCACCCCUGUAAAUGUAUCUAUGCUUAUGGGUUUUAUUUUUCUGAAAAUUACUUCAUCUAUCUAUCUAUCUAUCUAUCUAUCUAUCUAUCUAUCUAUCUAUCUAUCUAUCUAUGUGAGAACAUCACUUAUUUCUUUUUUUUUUACAUUCGUAUUUUCUCAUAUUUCCCCUUUCUUUUCAUUUUGCCCUCCGUUGAUUUCUCUUUCUUUAUUUUCUUCUUUUCUUAUUCUUUCUCUUGUCAUUUGCAUUUAAUCUUCUUUUUUCUUCUUCUUCUUUCACCUUAUUACUUCGCCUUUAUAUUUCAUUCUCCCAUUCUUUUUAUUAUUUUAUUUUUAUUCUUUCAAAUCAUAUUGACAAAAAUAACCACUCUCUCUCUCUCUCUCUCUCUCUCUCUCUCUCUCUCUCUCUUACUUAUUAAUAUGAUAUCGAUUACUUGUUUUCUGCCACCCACCAGACAAAUUAAUAUACGGUUCGCUGGUCUCUCUUGUAUCAGUGAUGCUAAUAUCUCAAUUCCCUUCUCUAUGACGAAAAUUAUUAUUUAUGCUCAUCUAACCCUUUUGGAUUUUGUUAUUGUCUCUCUUCGUUCUUUACUCAGAUCCUCCAAGCUACGUUUGUUCUUGGUAGCAUUUUACAGUCUUGCUGUACUGGUUUGUGUUCCCAUCUGCUACGUCCAACUGAAACUGGGCUCACUUUUUCGAUCUGGCCUCGUUGGUGUCAUUGGCUCUGUGAUUCCAAUAUUUAAAGGUCCUGGCAUUGCUCUUCUGAUCAUGACUUAUAUUCGCUGCUUGAUGCAUGCUAUGGAGAUGUCCUACGGAUUUUUCUACACGUUUGCUUCUUUUGAACAACCAUUUCCUUGGAGUCCGGCCAAAUACAACAUAAGCAAAUGGGCAAGAGGAACAAUGCAAGGAAUCUACUCAUCUGACGCUGACCGUUAUUUCAAUGAAGAUGUUCUUCAAAGAACAGAACAUAUUGGUGAAGGAGGAAAUCUCGUGUGGACACUUUGUCUCGUUCUCUUAGCCACUUGGAUUAUUACUUAUUUCUUCGUCUUUCGUGGAGCCGCUUGGAUUGGAAAGGUUUUCCUGGUUGUAUGCCCACUGACAAUCUUUCUUUUGGGCAUUGUCCUCAUUUAUGGCCAUGCAGUUGUACCCAAAUCCGAACAGACUUUCAGUUACAUGUUUCUCGGCUAUUUUGACAUUUCACAAACUGAGGACCAAGCAAAAAACGAAGUGGGAAAUGCUAUACAGAAUCAUUUAGGAGACCCACGAACUUGGAUGGAUGCUCUCAUAAUGCAUAUAUACAGCAUGGGUUUGUGGUCUGGCGUGGUACCAAUGCUUGGGAGUCAUCUUCCCAACAAGAAAGUCUUGCUGAACACAGCCUGGAUGCUUUUGUUAUUAAUAUAUGGAUUACUUCCACAUUGGCUACUUGUAGCUAUUGUACCCUAUAUUGACCCCAAGGAUUUCGGUGGUACUCUUGCCUUUGUUCCAGGUAUAAAAACAGGACUCCCUCUUUUGCUUGUAUCAGUAGCCAACACUUUUGCCAAGUACAAUCUUUCUCCGGCCAUUGCCUUCUUUUUGUAUCUCAGCUUCUUUCUGAUUGCCAUUCAACAUCAGAUGUUGCUUACUCUCUCUCUCUCUCUCUCUCUCUCUCUCUCUCUCUCUCUCUCUCUCUCUCUCUCUCUCUCUCAAAUCAUAUCAGUAAUAUCUGGAUCGUUUUAA
This is a messenger RNA of Acanthosepion pharaonis, 1734 nucleotides long. The record is from the annotation of a GenBank genome assembly. Lineage: Eukaryota; Metazoa; Mollusca; Cephalopoda; Sepiida; Sepiidae.